AUGGAUAACAGCAAGCCAGUGAAGACGCCUCAAGAUCCCGGCCUGAAGCUAACCAAGAACAUGUGUGAACAAGAAUGCAAGCACGAAGACACCAUGUGCAACGUGCCAUAUCGAAGUGCUGUCGGAGGCAUCAUGUAUCUCAUGGUCGCCACACGUCCGGAUCUAGCUGCUGCAGUGGGAUCAUUAUCCCAGUUCUCGUCCGACCCAUGCCCGACUCACUGGCAAGCUUUGAAGCGUGUGCUGAGAUACCUGCAAGCAACGCCCAACCAUGGUCUUGAGUUUACACGUGAAGAAGGAAGCCGUAUCUGCGGGUACACCGACGCAGACUGGGCCGGCGACAUUGAGUCAAGACGAAGUACAAGCGGCUAUGUGUUCAUGGUGAGCGGAGGAUGCAUCAGCUGGAAAAGCCAGAAACAACGGACGGUCGCGCUAUCUUCAACAGAAGCAGAAUACAUGGCGCUUUCCGAAGCAACCAAAGAAGCAGUAUGGCUCAAGGUGCUUUUGGGGGAACUUGGUGAGAUGACAAGCGACGAAGCGAUCAAGAUGUAUGAAGACAACCAAGGAUCAAUCGCUCUCGCCAAGAACCCGGAGUUCCAUAAGAGAACAAAACACAUCGACAUACGCUACCAUUUUGUGCGUGAGAAGGUGGAAUCAGGUGAAGUCGUUUUGGAGUAUUGCCCGACUCAAGAUAUGCUGGCAGACAUGAUGACCAAGCCGAUCGCCGCUGUACAAUUUGAAAACAUUCGCGAUCGACUUGGGAUCCAAGGUGCCGCAGCUAACGAGUCGAGAGGGAGUGUUGAAAAGACAGCAGCUGUGAAGAAGACACCUCGUCAAGCUGCGUCAAGUGUUGAAGCAAGUGGAAGACCAAGCUUCGCUAUACCGGUGGGUACCGGUAUGUACCAGUAA
Peronospora matthiolae is the source of this 906-nucleotide messenger RNA. Lineage: Eukaryota; Oomycota; Peronosporomycetes; Peronosporales; Peronosporaceae. The record is from the annotation of a GenBank genome assembly.